Molecule: messenger RNA, 1738 nt
Organism: Vigna umbellata (rice bean)
Lineage: Eukaryota; Viridiplantae; Streptophyta; Magnoliopsida; Fabales; Fabaceae
Product: ent-kaurenoic acid oxidase 2-like
Biological process (GO): multicellular organism development; sterol metabolic process; brassinosteroid biosynthetic process
Cellular component (GO): endoplasmic reticulum
Molecular function (GO): iron ion binding; heme binding; ent-kaurenoic acid monooxygenase activity
Source: RefSeq, a predicted model, not a curated record
AGUUGCAGUUCACUCCUUCUCUUCUAGCUUAGAUAGGUUUUGAGAGAGUGAGUUAUGUUGAAGAUGGAGGGUGGUUCGUGGUUACUGUAUGCUGGUGGUGCUCUUUUAGCCCUAAGGUUCAUCCUCAAGAAUGUAAACUGGUUGCUCUAUGAAUACAAGCUGGGUGGGAAGCAAUACUUUCUUCCUCCUGGUGAUAUGGGGUGGCCCAUAAUCGGCAACAUGUGGUCUUUCCUCUCUGCUUUCAAAACCACUAAUCCUGAUACUUUCAUAGACUCCUUUUAUUCCAAGUAUGGAAAGACUGGGAUAUACAAGGUGUUGAUGUUUGGAAAACCAAGUGUAAUCGUGACAACCCCAGAAACAUGCAAAAAGGUGUUGACAGAUGAUGACAACUUCGAACCUGGAUGGCCUCGUUCCACGGUAGAGCUUAUGGGAGAAAAAUCUUUCAUUUCAAUACCCUAUGAUGAACACAGACGCCUUAGGCGUCUAACAUCUGCUUCCAUCAAUGGUUAUGAAGCUCUCUCUGUUUACAUUACAUUUAUUGAAGAAGUUGUCAAAGGUUCACUGGAGAAAUGGACUACCAUGGGAAACAUUGAGUUUUUGACUGAGAUGCGCAGGCUUACUUUCAAAGUCAUUAUACACAUUUUUCUAGGUGCAGAAAGUGACUUAGUAAUGGAGAGUUUGGAAAAAGAAUACACCAAACUCAACUAUGGAGUUAGAGCCAUGAGAAUUAACAUUCCUGGAUUUGCCUUCCAUACAGCUCUCAAGGCAAGGAAUAAUCUUGUGGCCAUAUUUCAAUCUGUUGUGGAUAAAAGAAGAAGUGAAAGGAGGGAAAGAUUACCUGGCAAAAAGCCCAAAGAUAUGAUGGAUGCUCUGAUUGAUGCUGAAGAUGAAAAUGGAAAAAAAUUGGGUGACCAAGAUGUGAUUGAUAUCAUGUUGAUGUACUUGAAUGCUGGUCAUGAAUCCUCUGGACAUAUUACUACAUGGGCAACCUAUUUCCUCCAAAGGCACCCAGAAUAUUUCAAGAAGGCUAAGGAAGAACAAGAAGAAAUUUUAAGGAAAAGGCCUCCAACACAGAAAGGGUUGACACUUGCAGAAGUUCGGAAGAUGGAAUAUCUAUCCAAGGUGGUUGAUGAAACAAUGCGGAUAAUCACAUUCUCACUAAUGGUCUUUCGGGUUACCAAAAAUGAUGUCAAUAUCAAUGGUUACCUGGUUCCAAAAGGUUGGAAAGUAAUGACGUGGUUUAGGUCUGUUCACCUUGAUCCCACUAUAUAUCCUAAUCCUAAGGAAUUUGAUCCUGAGAGAUUUAGUGAGGUGCGCAAGGCUGGAGAAUUUCUUCCCUUUGGAGCAGGAACUAGACUUUGUCCUGGGAAUGAUCUUGCCAAGCUGGAAAUCUCAGUUUUCCUUCAUCAUUUUCUGCUGGGCUACCAGCUUGAACAGGUUAAUCCACUUGCUCCCAUGAAAUUCCUUCCUCACACAAGGCCCAUUGACAACUGCCUGGCAAGGAUCAAGAAAGUGAAGUAAAUUUGGUGUGCAAGAUCCUUUGCAUGGAAGAGUGGAAGCAUGUGACAAUGGCUCUUCUUCAUAAGAAGCUAUAUAUCUGCAAGCUUCCCUUCAAAUAAAAGCAGGGAUCUAGAUAGUCUGUCAAGCAUUUGUCUUUUGUUGCUGUCUUUUCAGUUUUAUCCAACUGUUUGAAUAAACUAAGUUUUAUAUAAAUCUAUGUUCCAUUUGCUAUUAGCUA